Molecule: messenger RNA, 387 nt
Organism: Mesorhabditis spiculigera
Lineage: Eukaryota; Metazoa; Nematoda; Chromadorea; Rhabditida; Rhabditidae
Source: the annotation of a GenBank genome assembly
AUGAAGCUCCUUCUCCUAGCCUUGUUCUUCGGAACAGCAUCUGCUACCGUUUUCACCGCCAACGUCAAGGGCACCGUCAUCUGCCACAAGCGGAAGCAGUCCGGGAUCCUCGUCGAGUUCAAGGAGGCGGAUGCAGUCUCGAAGGACGAUCUGAUGGGUACGGCCACCACCGACACUGACGGCUUCUUCGAAAUCUCCGGCAAGAAUGACGAGUGGGGAGGCAUUGAGCCAUAUGUGUACAUCUACCACAACUGCCGCACCAUCAAGGAGGGCUGCCUGACCCGUUCGCGCUACGAAUACCCGCAGUAUGCUGUUAAUGGGGUUUACGAUAUGAGCUACAUUGCCUUGGAUAUUGCCACCGCUGACGAGUCGUCCGUCAAGUGUCAA